This is a messenger RNA of Betta splendens (Siamese fighting fish), 3152 nucleotides long. Its product is annotated as ceramide synthase 2-like. Gene Ontology annotation, cellular component: membrane. The coding region runs from base 418 to 1683 and encodes 421 amino acids. Lineage: Eukaryota; Metazoa; Chordata; Actinopteri; Anabantiformes; Osphronemidae. Gene Ontology annotation, molecular function: DNA binding; sphingosine N-acyltransferase activity. The transcript is spliced from 11 exons. Gene Ontology annotation, biological process: ceramide biosynthetic process. The record is from RefSeq and is a predicted model, not a curated record.
UCGCGUCCGCUGCGGUUCCUCGCUGUUAUUCCCACGCAUUUGUCGCUGCAGCGGAGACUGCGUAAGAGCUUCGAGGCGCUCGUGCAUCGCCGCUGUAAUCUGUGCCAAUCAACGUGAGGCUGGACGCAAUCCCGAUCGGCUUUGAGCGUUGCAUUUCGUAACGUGUGCGUGCGCGUGCGCGUGAGAUGCACGCUUGGAUCUGGGCCCACGAUGGUUGUCUGUAUCUGUAUGGUCACCGCCGAUCGGCUGGUGCAUCCUGGACCAGCAGGAAGCUCACGAGCGUUCAUUUUCAUAAUUGAUAGUGUCUGUCAUGUGUUUUGGCAAAUAUGCCACACCUGUCCCCGCUUCUCAGUGUGAUGAUGUGAUUAUAAACUGGUUUUAGAUCAACGGCUUGACAACAAGAGCACCACGUGGGAAAUGCAGGCGUCUCCUUAUUCCUAUUUUUUUCAGAAUAAUUACGAUAAUUACUGCCGCAUGGAGGCCCUGCUGAAUGAGUGGCUGUGGAAGGACGAGUACUGGCUUCCUCCCGGCAUCCGCUGGCAGGACGUCACGCUGAGCGAGGACGAGGGGCGCUUUCCUCUUCCCAGAGAUCUCGUCUACACUCUGCCGCUGGCCCUCGCCUUCAUAGCCGUCAGAUAUGUCUUUGAGAGGGUCAUUGCUGUCCCAUUAAGCAGACAUUUAGGUGUGAAGGAUCGGAUUCGGAUUCGAGCCGCUUCUGUCCCAAAGUUGGAGACCUUUUACAAGCAGAACAGUCGACAACCAUCACAAACCGAGGUUGUGAGUCUGGGGAAGCAGUGUGGACUCUCACAGAGACAAAUCCACACCUGGUUCAGACACAGACGGAACCAGGACCGGCCCAGUAACACCAAGAAGUUCUGCGAGGCCUCCUGGCGGUUCGUCUUCUACCUCGCAUCCUUCACGGCCGGCCUCGCCUCUUUGAUCAACACUCCGUGGUUCUGGGACCAGACCGAGUGUUGGAGGGGGUUCCCCAAUCAGCCUGUGUCCAAGCCUCAUUUCUGGUAUUACGUCCUGGAGCUGGGCUUCUAUUUGUCCCUGCUGCUGUGCGUCUCUGUGGACGUCAAGCGAAAGGAUUUCAAGGAGCAGGUAAUCCAUCACAUCGCCACCAUAUCCCUUAUUGGUUUCUCCUACUGUGCCAACUAUGUGCGGGUUGGCACACUGGUGAUGCUGGUACACGACUCUUCUGAUUUUCUGUUGGAGUCUGCCAAGCUGUUUCAUUAUGCCGGCUGGACCAGACUGUGUGACUCACUCUUUGUCAUCUUCGCUGCCGUCUUCCUGGUCACAAGGCUGGUGGUGUUUCCUGGAAAAGUGAUCCACACAACCCUGGUGGUGUCGCUUGAUUUCUUCGAGCCCUUCUUUGGCUACUACUUCUUCAACGUCCUGCUGUUAGUGCUGCAGGUCCUGCACGUCUUCUGGGCUUAUCUCAUCCUGCGCAUGGUCUACAAGUUUAUGUUCAUGGGCAAGGUCGAGCGGGACGAACGCAGCGAUGAAGAGAGUGAGGUGGAGGAUGAGGAUGAGGAUCCUGAGGAGGAAGGAGAUGAGUGCAGCUGGGAGCAGAGGAAGGGUGCAAUUAACUCUAAGCUGGCAUCGCUGGCCAACAACUGUGUCCUGAACAACCUGGCGAACCAGAGGAAUCUGAACAGCAGACUGCCCAAAGCCAGAUAGUGGUGCAAAACCAAACCUCCCUCACCAUCCAUUGGAAAUGGACUCAUUGCUCAUUAUGAAAUUCAUCUGGCAAAACAAGGAGACAUGAAUAUUCCUACAUCCAGUCACGUGUGUCGUUUCUGCAGGUGUUGUAUUUUUUGUAAAUACUUACAGUACAAGGAUAGAAACUGUGCUUCUAGGUUUAUUUAUACUUAAUUUACCAUUUAUGUCAACAAGAAAACCUAAAUGUUUUAUUCAAAACCCAAACACUUAUCUGACAAGUGGUGUAAUAUAUUUUAAGUCUACAGACAGAUAGACAGUACAUGUUCCACACAUGGUAUGGUUGGUUGUACAAAAAUAUUGACUGCAAGUGUGUUGACAAACCACCUUAGAGGCUAUUUUCUGAACAAUGUUCACAACUGGUUUUUAUGUUGUCGUCUGUGUCAGAAAGUACAAAGUUCUAUCUUUCGUUGAUGGCAUUUGACGUAGUCAGAGCCGAGCUCAGCUCUUAGAGGAGUUUUGGCGCCACCUUCAGAGGAAUGAAGAAAAAUCCAAACGGCCUUUAGGAAAGAACAGUGUACAGCUUCGUGGAGCAGAGAAAUAUGUGUGUGUGUUUUUCUACUUUGAAGCGCCAUGAAUUCUCUGUUUGAGUAUUGUUGCUCUACUGGACGUUAGUUUAGUGCCUUGGCUGCUGUUUUUUAAACUGUUUGGUUGCAAGCACUUGAUAUUUAUGAGUUUUGCGCACUGUUGUGAAUAAUUUUACUGUACAGUCCUUUUCCAACCCUAUGGGCCAUGCCUUACUGUGACUGUGCUAUUAGAACAGGCUGGUAGACAGAAGUGUGCACACAGACCAGCAAUAGACAAAUAUUAAGACUCUCCACAAAGGUCAAAUGCUUUUUGCUCAGAGGAGGAAAAGUUACUGUAACAUAAAGAACGAUUCUCAUAUUAGAGAACCACAUAUUUUUAUAUAAUUAGAUUGCACUGGAACACUUUGAGCAAAUACAAUUUCUUUGUACAGAUGUUCUCCAUCAUACCUUUAAGCAGUAAAAGACACAGGUCGGAGACAUUACUCCUGUUUGCGUCGUCACAAAUGAGUUCUUUUUCAGAAACCAUCACAAAACCCAGUAAAGUCAUACUGUGUUCAUCAAUUACAACCAAAAGCUGGUAUCACAUUUUCACAGGAGCUGUUAAAGUGUUUGCUGCAUCUAAUUAUGUUUUAUAUUAAGACAAGUACAAUGUGUACAAACAUUAGCACUAAGAACUGCAGAGCAACAAGGGGCUUAAAAUGAAGAGGUUGUGGAGUAAAAGGGCUGAGGACCACACAUACAGUAUGACACCAGAACGCUGUGUUUAAUUAGAACAGGAGGUCGGGUUUCCAAUAAAAUGGCUCUUGACUGUUCUUUUAUGAUGAACAUGGCUGCUUCAUUUAUUGUGUGGCCAUUACGCGAACUGUUUGAAGAAGACUUUAAUAAAUUAGCACAGCUGGGUUA